Megalops cyprinoides (Indo-Pacific tarpon) is the source of this 1211-nucleotide messenger RNA. It is a transcript of the gene ostm1, whose product is annotated as osteoclastogenesis associated transmembrane protein 1. NCBI's taxonomy places the organism in Eukaryota, Metazoa, Chordata, Actinopteri, Elopiformes, Megalopidae. The record is from RefSeq and is a predicted model, not a curated record. The transcript is spliced from 6 exons. Gene Ontology annotation, cellular component: cytosol. Bases 54 to 986 code for a protein of 310 amino acids.
GUGGUGGUGUGUGGCGUGACAGCGAGGAGCAGUGAAGUUGGUAUUCAGCGAACAUGGCUUUCACGAAUAUUUUCGCAUAUGUCAUUACUUUGAUGCUUUAUGAAUGGCUUCAGGCUUCCUCUGUAGACGUUAGCGUCACAAUUCCUGAAUCGAGAGUGGACGGUGUUUCAAUGACAACCUCAUCCGUGAACCGUGGCGUGCCUGUGUCGCCUUCCCUGGGUCCAAGUUCUUAUUUGUCUCUCAGUUUGAUGUCCGCGUUUCCCGAUGAUCUAGAAAUCAGCGACUAUUGUCAAGAGGAGCUUCAUAUAUUUGCUCAGCGAUAUGUGUCAUACGUGAAUUGCCUGGUCUCUUUCGUUCGUCCUGUCAAGGUCUGUCAGAACUGUCAUAUCCAAUUUAGAAACCUCGAAGAAAUAUAUGCAAAUAUAUCGUCAGACCAGGUGGGCCCAGCCAACGUGAGCUGCAGAGACACCCUUCUCCGCUCAGACAGGCUGAUGCUGGUGUUUGUGCUCUUCGACAACCUGCUGGAGAUAUGGAAGACUUCAGCCUGCGAUCGUUGCCUUACCAAAGAGCUCAGCAGCUUAUCCAACGAUACUCUGUACUACAUGGCCACACUGAAUCAGUCACUAAGCUGCUUUGAGAAACAUCAGCAGCAAGGGAAUCACUCUGAGCUUUGUAAAGAGUGCAAAACAACCUACAGAAGCUUGAAUGAGCUUUAUAGCAGGAUGGAAAAGAACAAGACCCUCUGCAUUGACAUUGAGGAUUCAAUGAAUAUGACCCGCAGAUUGUGGAGCAAGAAUUUCAAUUGUUCCUUCCCCCGGGAAGAGACUGUCCCUGUCAUCGCUGUGUCCAGCUUCAUGCUCUUUCUGCCCAUCAUCUUCUACUUGAGUAGCUUCCUUCACUCGGAACAAAAGAAGCGCAAGCUCAUUCACCCCAAGCGUGCGAAAUCGAGUGGUGGUCUGACGAACGUCCAAGACAAAUACAGCUGAAAGACUGACGGACGCAUGGAGAGGCGGGAGAGGGGGAGGAGGAACGGCGGUGUCCACCCCUGAGAUGCACUCGGUCUGCAAGGGUUCCGCGCUGCAAAGACCAUCGUUCAUAUUGCCGUGGGUGGGUGGGUGCAAACAGGCACUGGGUGUAAGGUAUCGGGUUCGAAUAACUUCCACAGUGAGCAGAAAUCAAAAUAAACAUCCGCAUAGAAUGGGAAAAGUGAU